GGCUGCUGACAUUUAUGCCAUAGUCCACAAUAGAUGUCAUCAGGGCCUGAUAAAUGUUAAAGCCAGGCCUGUCUAGUAAAUCACCAUUGUUACAUUUGCAUUUCACUUUAUACAUGCACACCAAGAAACCUUAUGCCUCAAGAUGCAGCAACACUUCCCUACAAUUUCUUAUGUAUAUACAGUACUGUAAAUUCCUUCCUUUAAUCCACAAAGCAAUCUGCAUACAGAUAUUUUAAAAUACAAUUUCCAUUGUUUUACAAUGUGUAAAAUCUGUAAAGUUGUACAAUCUGUAAAACGGCUGUUAAAUACAGUGGCAACACCACCAAUUUGAAUUAUAUAUUUAUAUUUACUCUUGAACUUUGUCUGGGCUUUAUAAAUAAAUAAAUACAAUUUAAAACAAAACACCUGAAAGUCAUGAAAAUGCAUAUAUAUUUGAUAAUGCAUUAAUUGUCAAAAAGUAUCGGUAUCAAUAUCGGUGAUACUGGUCCAGUAUUUACUUGGUAUUGGUAUUAUCCACUCCAGAGUUUGCAGUAUUGCCCACCCCUAGUUUGGGCUUCUCUGGCUGUGUGGACAUCUUACAGAGUAUGAAGUAUGUUAACCCUGCAGUUACAACACUUAACCUUAGCUUGAUUUUCAAUUUUUUAAUAUUUAUGUUCACCAGCACAUCAAUUGCACACUCAAAAAAAAAGAUUCUACUAAAACAUAUUUUUAGUAUUAUAUACAGUAGAUGAAAAAUCGGAUUUUAAGUGAUUAUGUGUUUUUUUUAAAUAAACAUGGUCCUUAAAUGAAUAUUCUCAAAUAUAUACUGUACAUAAAAACAUCAAAUAACCUUUACUUGAAAUAUAUAAAACAGGUUGGUCAGUAUACACUCUAUAAAGUAAUCAUAAAACCUAGACUUUAUGUAAUUAAAUCACAUGUAAAUGUUCUAUGUAAUUUUAUCACAUAAAUACCAGGUAGGAGGUGACAUUUAAUGUAAAGUCUUUUAGUCAGGUUAGGGUUAUGCCAUUAAAUUACAUAACUUAAGAAUAAAGGAUUAGUGAGGCAGGUGGGAAAGCACCUGACUAAUUUGUUGCUACAGUUUGCCAUAUCUCGUCCAUGCCCAGUCCAGUUCAGCAGCUUGAAAAGAACACAUGCUUAAGUGAGAAAUUUAAGGUGUCAGGUGAACUUGGAAGUAAUGCACUGCUAGUAGUGCAGGGUGACACAGAUAAACGGGAACUUUGAAUGGGAACUUUUGAGGUACGUAGUAGUAGCCAUGUACAGUUGGCAGCAAGGGAACUGCAAGUUGUAGUGGUUCAAUUACUGUCAAGAAUUUUUUUGUUGUUGCCUGUAUUCUAUUUAUAUUUGUUCGCCAAAAGUUCCUGUUAUUCUGUGUCACCCUGUAUUUUGUUAUUUCACUUUUUAUGCUGACAGUCUACUUGAAUAUCUAAUUUCCUGGUUUACUCAACUGUGACUAAUCUGACAAUAUUUAAUUACUAUGUUUUAAAUUUUACACCUUAAUUUGAAUACAUUGUCAAAAAUAAAAAAUAAAAACAUUAUAUUUUUCCAGUAUGAAAAAUAUGUCCAAAUUGACUUAAAUGAUGAAAUAUAAAAAAAACAGACAUAAUUCCUUGACUAACCAGGGUAUAAUCAAAACAAGUCCUAUGUGAAUGUCUUUUUGUCGUAGGUGCAGUUUGGGAACAAUGCUACUGGCCUGUCUUACAUAUCAACUUUCCACACUCCUACUUGCCCGAGGUCAAAAUGCGUGCAUCAAACACUCCACAUUCAGAGAGCCAGCUAACUCAGACAUUGAGGUGUUCUGUGGCUCUCAGACGGUAGAGCUGGAGAUCCUCCUGUGCCCCAUCAUUUACCUUGAAUACAAUGAGUCCAUGUUGGCCCUCAACUCACAGUUCUCUAUGGACAAGUGUAAAGGAACACCUGACUGGGUAGUAGAUCCACCUGUUAUCAGAUUCAGAUUCUUCAUCACAGAGAAAGCUAUUGCCUUCUGUUCCAGCAAAUUGACAGUCAUUGAGGAGGUGGGAACUGGAGUGUUUUCAGACAUCUCUAGUGUCCAGUUCAUCAACAUCUCAGGCACGGUUCGCUCACAGGACCUCAACACAGCAAUCGUCAACUAUCAGCAAGACCUGGCAUACAAGUUUUCCUGCCGAUAUCCACUUCAGUACCUUAUGGACAACACUGACAUACAGGUGGCUGAGGUCAAUCUGGCAGUCAAAGACAGUACUGGAACGUUCGUCAGUGCACUGAGCAUGCAAAUCUUCUCGGACAGCUAUUACAUCGACUUGCUGCAGAUCCCUCCAGAAGGCCUGGAGGUAAGGACCAGGAUCUAUGUUGAAGUAAAGGCGUCAAAUCUCACCAAGAGAUUCAAUCUGCUCUUGGACCAUUGUUAUGCCACACCCUUACCCUUUGCCUACAACAUCACAGGACACGAUCUCUUUGUUGGGUGUGACCGUGAUUGUGAGACAUUAAUAAUAGUCAAUGGAGAGCAACAGGAAGCACGCUUCUCAUUUGAAGCUUUUCGUCUUCUUCAAAACCAAGGUCCUGUUUCAACCUACUACAUACAUUGUGCCACCAGACUUUGUGUAAAGACCAUCUGCCCUGACCUUGUGGAGAAUUGCACUACCGACUCUACCUUGAGGAAGGUUCGCAGUAUUACUAGCAAACACAUCACCACAGUGACUGACACUGCCACUGUCAGUUCAGGCCCCAUCACUAUCCGCCCAGACGAUGGCAAUCUGGUGGCAUCUGAGAGCACGCAGACACUGCAGACAGAAACUCCAAAGGCUUUCAUGAACAGUAUCUUGCUGGCUGUGUCACUCAUAGCAGGCACCAUCGGAACUAUCUGCCUUAGUCUGUUGGCUUUUGUUGUUUACAUGUCCCAGUCCAAUGUUAACCCUAACACAAUUUUGUGCCCCCCAAAAUGACAGAAGGUCAGGACUUACAAUAUACAAAUUACAAUAUAUCUGACAACACCUCAGUAGCAAAUGAGAGGCCAUGGUCACAGAUCUGCGUGAGAACAUCCACAUUGAUAAUGCUGCCAGAACUGUCACUAAUGUUUUUUUUUUUUAUCUUGCCUGGACAGCUUUGGAAUUUAACAAUACAUCAAUGUCCCCACUCACUCUAAAGGACACAUAUUGCAUCUGGUUUGCUGCACUGGAAUCAUUUCUGCUGACAUUCCCUUCUCCAACCAUACAGUAUGCUCAUAGCUUUUAAUGUUAACUACUAUCAACAAUCACCACACCACAGACUAUACCCUAUCGCGACAUUAAGGACAUUAAUAUGGACAUGCUUUGUGAUGGCAUUAACUGCCUAAUAUAAACUAUCUUUCCACUCUAAAUGAACAGGUCUCCGACUACAACAAUAGUCUACACAGUGCUUGCUUAUAAAUGUUAAAAAACCCUUCAUUUUGUGGACUCGUAAGUAAUUGGACAAUUGAUUUCUAUGCUAUUGAAAACAUGGUCUGUGUCUGCGCAGUACACUGAGUCAGACUGUGUGCAGGUGUUAAUGCUGCAGGUUUUGCACAGUAAUGGUAAUAAAAAAAUUAAAGUUAUCUUACCUAAAGGUGGAUGUGGCGUGAAGGGUGGCCAAAGUAUCACUGAAGAAUAAACCUCCUGACACUGUUUUCAGUUACUAAUAGGAAGUUUUUACAUCAAACAAGUGACCUGUAUUGACGUCGAAGACAGGAUGUACUUUGGGGGCGCUUAGGUUCUUUGUGCAACAGGAAUUAAUACCAAGGCCGGUAAAUUAUUUACCAAGAAGCCACCAAUCUGCUACCAGCUUCAAAUCUGACCCCAACCAUGCUGUUCAUUAAAAUGAACGGAUCAUGCUUCCUUGAGACAAUGUUAGUGACUGUAGCUGCAUUUGGGCAUCACUUGUACACUGAUGAAAUAAAAAUGUUUUCUGUUGACAUAUGUCA
Messenger RNA from Betta splendens (Siamese fighting fish), 3910 nucleotides. RefSeq names its product zona pellucida-like domain-containing protein 1. Gene Ontology annotation, cellular component: cell surface. The transcript is spliced from 10 exons. NCBI's taxonomy places the organism in Eukaryota, Metazoa, Chordata, Actinopteri, Anabantiformes, Osphronemidae. The record is from RefSeq and is a predicted model, not a curated record. Bases 1647 to 2918 code for a protein of 423 amino acids.